Molecule: messenger RNA, 2577 nt
Organism: Cotesia congregata
Lineage: Eukaryota; Metazoa; Arthropoda; Insecta; Hymenoptera; Braconidae
Source: the annotation of a GenBank genome assembly
AUGUUUAAGUUAAUGCUAUUAGCGUCAGUGUUGACUGCAAUAUUGGCAAGACCAGAACCACCCGUUAAUUCUUAUUUACCACCGGGUGGAUCCCAAGGCGGUGGUUUUAGAGGUGGUGGUGGUGGAGGACCUUCCGACGGUUUUAGACCGCCACCAAUCGAUAGUAAUGGGCCUGGAGGUGGAAGACCAUCCAGUUCUUACGGUCCUCCAAGACAAGGCGGUCAAGGAGGACAAAAUCGCGGAUUUGGAAACCAAGGGGGAUCUGGAGGUGGAAGACCAUCAAGUAGUUAUGGACCUCCAGGAGCCCAAGGAGGUAAUGGAUUAGGUGGACAAGGCAAUCAAGGUGGUAAUGGAUUUGGAAACCAGGGAGGAUCUGGAGGUGGACAACCUUCAAACAGUUACGGGCCUCCAGGAGCUCAAGGGGGUAAUGGUUUUGGAAAUCAAGGAGGUGGAGGAUCUGGAGGUGGAAGACCUUCAAACAGUUAUGGUCCUCCUGGAGCCCAAGGAAAUGGUGGAUUCGGAGGACAAGGAGGACAAAGUGGAUCUGGAAAUCAAGGUGGAUCAGGUGGAAGGCCUUCAAGUAGUUACGGAGCCCCAGGAGCCCCAGGAGCCCAAGGCAAUAAUGGAUUCAGUGGACAAGGCAAUCAAGGGGGUAAUGGAUUUAGAAAUCAGGGAGGAUCUGGAAGUGGAAGGCCUUCAAACAGUUACGGACCACCUGGUGCUCAAGGCGGUAAUGGUUUCGGUAAUCAAGGCGGACAAGGUGGUUUUGGUGGACAAGGAGGAUCAAACGGUGGAAGACCAUCCAAUAGUUAUGGACCACCUGGAGCUCAAGGUGGUAAUGGAUUUGGUGGACAAGGUGGUCAAGGAAGUCAAGGAAGUCAAGGAGGUGGAUUUGGAAGCCCUUCAAACAGUUAUGGACCUCCUGGUGCUCAAGGUGCUCAAAGUGGCUUUGGUAAUCAAGGUGGACAAGGAGGUUCAGGAGGUUCAGGAGGUUCAGGAGGUUCAGGAGGAGGCAGACCUUCUAAUAAUUAUGGACCACCUGGUUCUGGAUCUGGCUCAAAUUCUGGUGGUUUUGGAUCACAAAAUGGACAAGGAUUUGGUCAACAGGGAGGAGGAGGUGGUCGUCCAUCAGACUCAUAUGGACCCCCGGGUGGUGGAGUAUCCGACAGUUAUGCACCUCCACCAUCUGGUGUUCAAGGGGGACGAGGAGGCCAAGGAGACCAGGGAGGACAAGGAGGACAAGGAGGUUCUAGUGGUUAUGGAACUGGAAAUGAAAAUGGAGGAUCCAAUGAUGAAGAAAGCAAUGAACCAGCCAAGUAUGAUUUCAAUUAUGAAGUUAAGGAUCCACAAUCAGGAGUUGAUUUCGGACAAACUGAGAGUCGAGAUGGAGACCGAGCACAGGGUAUGUUUAACGUACUUUUACCAGAUGGAAGAAAACAAAUAGUCGAAUAUGAAGCGGACCAAGAUGGUUUUAAGCCACAAAUAAGAUACGAAGGUGAAGCAAACACUGGAGCUGGUGGUCCUGGUGGAAAUAAUGGUUAUCCCUCAGGUGGUCCAGGUGGAAACAAUGGAGGUGGAGAUAAUGGUUACCCCUCAGGUGGUCCAGGAGGAAACAAUGGAGGUGGAUAUCCCUCAGGAGGACCAGGAGGACCAGGAGGACCAGGAGGAAAUAACGAUGGUGGAUACCCUUCUGGAGGGCCAGGUGGAAACAAUAAUGGAGGAUUCCCUUCAGGUGGUCAGGGUGGAAACAGUGGAGGUGGAUAUCCUUCAGGUGGCCCAGGAGGAAAUAACAACAACAACAACAACAACAACAACGGAGGUUAUCCUUCAGGCGGACCAGGAGGAAACGGUGGAUCUGGAGAUGGCUACCCAUCGGGUGGUGGUCCCUCUGGUGGAGGAUUUGGUGGAAAUGGUGGAUCUAGCGAUGGUUAUCCAUCUGGACCAGCAAAUAACGGCAGAGGUGGUGGUGGUAGUGGCAAUAACAGAAACGGAGGCGGUAGUGGUGGAUACCCAUCGGGUGGUCCGGGAGACAGCAACCAAAAUGGAUAUCCAUCAGGGCGUCUUAAUGGCGGGGGUGGUGGUUUCGGAGGUUCAUCCGGUGGAAAUGGAAAUGAAGGUUAUCCCUCUGGUAGACCCGGCGGUAACAGUGGCUUUGGUGGAGGUAAUAAUGGUAGAGGCAGUGGAAGUGGAGGUGGAUACCCCUCCGGAAGUGGUGUUUUGGUGCCGAUUAUUUUAAGUGUACCACAAGGACCCUCUUAUCUACCGCCGAGUGGUGGACGACCAACUGGUGGUGGUGGUGGUAAUGGACAUCCUGAUGAUUGGGCUGGGGACCCAGUGAAUUAUGAAUAUUCAUACGAGGUUCAGGAUGCGGGACUUGGUGUGGAUUUCGGACACCGUGAAAUGCGAAAAGAGGAUGAAGCCAAGGGAAGUUAUCAUGUUCUACUUCCAGAUGGGAGAACACAAUUUGUAGAUUAUGUCGCCGACGCUGCUGGGUAUCGACCUGUGAUACGGUACGAAGGAACCGCGACAUACCCGGCACCUGGACCCUCUGGAAAUGACGACGGCUACAAAUAUUGA